AUGGCUAUUUGGGGCGCUCUCCCGCUGGAAAUCCGGCACAUGAUUUUUGGAUAUGUCGCAGGCGGGCCGUAUCCACCGCGAUCUCGGAAACUGACGGAAUGUGUCGACGAAAACGAGGCCCUCGCAAGCUACGCCAGUGUAUCAUGCGAGUGGCGGUACGUCUUUGAGCAGUAUACAUUUCGAACGUUGAGUGUCGGGGCCAGCGAUGUCCCUGCCUUUUGUGCUGCUGUAGCUGGCGACCGGGCGGUUCGUCUGUCCUACAUCACGAGAUUGCGGCUGAUGAUUCCCCUCAGUGAAUACGACUGCUCAGUCUGCGACACCGAAGAAAGCGAAGCGGAGUCACAAAAGAACAACGCCAUCUUUGCAACAACGAUUUUGCCUCUGCUCACGGCUCUGUCAGCGUGGAUGCUGCCAGGGCCGAUGUCAAGGGGCAUCUAUACCGGAGGACUCGACUUGUCGUUGUUCGUCUAUUCGCCCAGCGAUCUGCAGCAUUCCAUUUACAAUUUUUGGGGCCAUUUUGAACCUUCCGGGAGCCGCCUCCCGAUGCCCACCUGCUACGAACUCCGCCUGCUUCGCAAUGGUGUGACCAACUACAAGCAUGGAUGGGUGGCCGGCAAACGCACGGCAGCACCUCCUUUGGAGGCCGCUGAGCGCGUCCUAGGCAGACGUAUGCUGCAACUGGAGACGCCCGGGGUGCCGGAGACGGUCACCCUUCCAAAGUUGAGCAUUAUACGGUCAUUUAGCAUGCUCAUCGCGGCCAGCCCGAGACUGCGUUCGGUUCACAUGGAGCAGUGGCGGCCCGUCGAUGCUGACAAUCUGGAGGAUGCAGAACAAGGCUAUAUAUCCUUAUUCAACGGCCCACUGCCAAAGACGCUCAAGUCCCUUACGCUCCACCAAGAGACCAAUGUCACGAUGCAUGACUGGGAGGACCCUUUAACGAAUCAGGAACCGUGCCGAAAGGUCGGCUGGCGCUUGGGCAAGGCCAGCAAGUACCUUGAGACGGUGGCGGUCUCGUUUUGGGCGGACGCAUGCGACUUUUUCAUGGGCGGCUUUCGCGCACCUGUACCAGGGGAUAUCUGCACCUGCUCUCGCUGUAUGGUAGGGGGCCGGCGAGACUGGGCGAUACGAGUGCAACAGCAGUUGCAGCAGUUACAAUCAGGCGAGCGUGUCAAGUUUGACGGCUGGCCACGGCUGCGCCACCUCGUCUUGACGUCGACCAUGUUGAUUUCCAUUUCCCUGGACGACAUUCACGAGCUCCUCGGGGUCGCCGCCUUUGCGGCCCGCUUCAUGCCUCGCUUGGAAACAAUGGAAAUCUGGUUUGCUCAAGAGAGUGGUCCGACGACGGCUGUCUUUCGCUUUUGCCCGCAACCAAAGGCAGGCAGUGGUGGUGAUGGUGGUGGUCCGCCCACGCUCUCAUUCUGCACCACGUUGAGAGGGACUGACGCAGAAACUGAGGCAGAGACUGAGGCAGAGACUGAGGCAGAGUAUGGCGAAGAGUCUGGAGCAGAGUAUGGAUCGGAGCACGACGCAGAUAUUGAGUUUGACUUGUACAAUGCAGAGUAUGAGACAGAGACUGGGGCCCACGUACCUUUCCGUAUUUCUGAUGUUUUGGCACCUCAUAUCGUCCGUCGCUUCCAGAAUGUGGUCACACACCACGCAAGACAACGUCGCCGACACCAUCAUGGAAACAGCGGCCACGACCCAUCUAGCUCGGCCCCAGGCUCUACUCUGAAGCUCCAGGUGCAUACCGAGACGUGGCCAAGCAUCGACGAGUUUGGGCAGCCGAUUGAUGGACGGAUCCAGGCACUCGACCACAUGGUGCUGGCGCCCGCGAUUCUGACAGGCCGUUCACGCAGGGCAAUGCGUUUUGAACGCGGAGACGGAUCCGACAUGAUGUAA
Messenger RNA from Sporothrix brasiliensis 5110, 1899 nucleotides. RefSeq lists its product as uncharacterized. The coding region runs from base 1 to 1899 and encodes 632 amino acids. Lineage: Eukaryota; Fungi; Ascomycota; Sordariomycetes; Ophiostomatales; Ophiostomataceae. The record is from RefSeq and is a predicted model, not a curated record. The transcript is spliced from 3 exons.